AUGGGAAAGAGGAUUUUGAUCGCGAUGGGGAUUUUUGCAAGCCUUCUCUCUGUAGCUGUUGCUAUACCGGGAAUCGCUACUUUCUACACAAACUAUGUUCCAUCUGCCUGCUAUGGCAACAAAAGCUUUGGUGUUAUGAUAGCAGCAGCAAAUGAUAGUUUAUGGAACAACGGGGCUGCUUGUGGAAAAGUGUUCCAUGUUACAUGUAAAGGUCCCAGGAAUCCAGUACCACAUCCAUGCACAGGCAAGACUGUAACUGUGAAGGUUGUGGAUCACUGUCCUGGAUGUCCAUCGACGCUUGACCUCUCCAAGGAAGCCUUCACUCAAAUCGCUAACCCUGUUGCCGGCAUAAUUAACAUCGACUACAUUCAGUAA
Molecule: messenger RNA, 375 nt
Organism: Populus trichocarpa (black cottonwood)
Lineage: Eukaryota; Viridiplantae; Streptophyta; Magnoliopsida; Malpighiales; Salicaceae
Product: putative EG45-like domain containing protein 1
Exons: 2
Coding region: 1-375 (124 amino acids)
Biological process (GO): systemic acquired resistance
Cellular component (GO): apoplast; cell wall
Source: RefSeq, a predicted model, not a curated record